Messenger RNA from Aphanomyces astaci, 690 nucleotides. RefSeq lists its product as hypothetical. The transcript has 2 exons. The record is from RefSeq and is a predicted model, not a curated record. Lineage: Eukaryota; Oomycota; Saprolegniomycetes; Saprolegniales; Verrucalvaceae. The coding region runs from base 1 to 690 and encodes 229 amino acids.
AUGCAUGCUGGUGAAGUGGACUUCAUUGCGGACGAACGCACUGUGGAGAGAAUGGGAAAAACAUGGCACCAGUAUCUCGUUCACUGGGCCCGACCUCAUCUAUUGGGGUACACGCGAUCAUGGGUGAUAAGCCGCUUUAUGAAACAUUGUCCCGAAGCGUUGGGUGUGUACACGCGUUGGCGACAACAUCCUGGCAACUUAACGUACUCCGAAUACCGAGUACGCGACGCUCGUUUUUUGGAAUUUGGUGAAAAUCCAACAAAAACCUGCCUUUUUCAAGCGUUCAAAAUUAUCAGCGACAAGUUGGGCCUGCAUUUACGCGCCACUGCAGCCGAUUUGGUGUUAUUUAUGACAACCAACUCCAUCCCACUGUCCCAUGGCAUUCCCCCAUCCAAGUUACGUGCCUUUGUCCAGUUUCUGUUCGCGAGGGGGCUCCGGAUUUGUUUGAAGACGUUUGCGUCUGAGUUGCUUACCAAUCAAAGUGGCGAUCCGAAGUUGGAUCUGUACCGUAUCGUCCUCGCGGAAGGCAACGGCAUGUUUCUAGUCACAACCGUAUCAGGCCACACUGCCCAUGUAUGGGUAUUGACGUGCGUUGGCUCCGUUUCCGAGUUGACAGAUGCUGAAGGAACGAUCGGGGUCGGAGAACUCCCCAGCUUCCACCGCAACAAAGCAAACGGACCCUCGACGUAG